AUGAGUGGACGUGUGCAAAAAGAAAGUGGCGAUGAUUCUGAUCGUAUUGAUGAUGCAGUGGAUCCUAGAGUUCAGGUAAAGCAAUGCAUUCUUCUGGGAAUAAUUUAUAAGCUUUAAAACCUAGAUACUUGUGAUAUUGACAUUUCCACGUUGCUUUAAGAAGAAAAAAAACUUAAUUAGAUCUAAUUUUUAGCGAUACCCUGGUUUAGCCAACCUUAAUUAUUCAGAUUCUUCACAUUGUUGGAUUUAUUACGAAAAGUUCGAGCCUUCUAUAAAUAUAAGUUUUCUUUAUGAUAUUAUAAAAUACUCUAUAUUUGUUUCAUUCUUUUUCUUUUCGAUUAAUCACUUGCCGCAUUUACUUUAUUAAAUCAAUCUGCAAAUCAAGAGAUGUACUUUAAUGAUAUUUUAUUACAUAUUUUUAAAUACUAUUAUUUAUUUUUAUAAAUUUUUAUAAAAUGUUGCAUUUAAUCUUUUUAUAAAUAAUUAUCGUUUUAGAUUGAACUUGAAAGGUUAAAUACUGCUACUGAUGAUAUCAACAAACUUGAAGUUGAUUUGGAUGUAAGUAUAAUAUGAAUAAUUCAUGUUUUGUGUUUCUUAUACAAACAAUUUUUGAUUGUACAACGAAUUAAAAUAACUAUUUGCCUUCUUGGGGGAUCAAAUUAGUAGUAAGUCUUGAAACUGGUUGUGAUUACAUUUCAUUGAGGUGAUUGCUAUGAAGCGUACGAGUAAAUGGAUAAUGGCUUCAAAGAUCAUCUUUUAGUCAUUUACAACAUGGUCUAAAGAAACACUUUAUGACUUGAAACCUCAUUCCUACCCAAUUUAUCAAAGUGAAUUAAGAUGUACAAAAACAUGAUUAUAUUUCAGCCACUGAUUAUUCAAUGAACUUUUAUUUUCAGGAAGCAAGAGCAACUUUUAGAGAAUUACUUUGUGAAUCUACAUUAAAAAUUGAUAGCUUAGCUAAAAAGCUUGGUACAUGCAUAGAAAAAUCUAGACCAUAUUAUGAUGCCAGAUUUAAAGCAAAAGAAGCUUUACAUGAAACACAAAAGGCUGCAAUUAGAUUUGAAAGAGCAAAUAGUCAACAUGCAGCAGCAAAAGAGAUGGUUUACCUAGCUGAAGAAGGAUUAAGAACAGAGGGAAGAUGUUUUGAUCAUGCUUGGCAGGAGAUGUUAAAUCAUGCAACUGCCAGAGUUAAUGAAUCUGAACAUGAAAGAGCUUUAUCAGAAGCAGAACAUAGACAUACUACUGCUCUAUAUCAUAAAGCAGAACAUGAAGUUCAAAGAUUGCAACGUGAACUAAAACGUGCAAUUGCUAAAUCUAGGUGUAUAUUAGAAUAUUUAUGUCUUUUGGUUUAUAUUCAUGUUGGCAGUAUGGGUGCACGUCGCAGCUUGCUUCUGAUAAACAGUAUCGCCUACAGGCACAACUUGCUCAUGUUACCAUAUUAUGAAAUGAAAGCGCAUUUUAAUCAAAUGCUGGAAGAGCAAAAGCUAAGAGUAAGUGCAUUAGAAAGAUCAGUGGGUGAAGCUAAAAUGACUUAUGCUGAAGCAUUGAGAAAUUUAGAAAAAAUCAGUGAUGAAAUCCACAGGACUAGAAAGUAUGAUGGAGUGGAUGAUUUUGAUAAAUCUCGGGAUACCAUUGACCAACCUUCUCUACAACCAAAUGCAGGAACUCCGACUGAUUCUAGUGUUACUGGAUCACCUGACAGUACAGAUUAUACCAGUGACGAAUACUUACGCCUUCCUGAUAAGCUGAGUCCUAGUACACAAUGUCCUGUCCCUGCAAGAAUCAAUAGAGAACCUUCUUCCGAAUAUUUGGGCCUAAGUAACUUGAAUCUUUCAUCGACAGAACCGCGGAAAUAUAUAAAGCGAGACCGUCCAAAAAGCAUUGCAGCAACUGAUACAAAACAUAUCAUAACACUAAAUCAAACAAGCUCUUCAACCUCACGAUUGUCAGACUUAUCGAAUAUUCUUUCUCCAAUAGAGAAACGAGUGAAAAUACAAACACCGGUAGAUUCAAAGAACACUAAUACCACUGUACAAAAUGGAGAAGAAUGGACAGAAAUUAGCUUAAAUAAUUCUCCAGAUGAAGUAUAUUACAAUAAUGAAGUAUACUCGGACGAAGAAGAUCAAAUUCCUUAUAAGCCGUUACCAAUGGAUUUAAGUCCUGAAAGUAACAAUCCACCUACCAACGGUGCAAAUAUUCAAUUAUUCAAUGAAACAGCUAGUCAAAAAAAAUUAGUAACACAAAAGUCAUUACCUACUAUGCCGAAAGGAAACGAAGUUAGUUUAAGCAGUGAAAAAAAAGCGGAAGUAACGAGGAGUCCAUCAGUAAAAAGUAAAAGCAAACUCGAUAGUAGUUUAGCUAAUUGGAUAACCAGAAGUUCAGCUGGCGGUGAAGCUAGUGGAGGCAGUUCAACAAGCUCGAGUAGAAGACAGUCUCUUGAUAUGUUAUGGAGCGCUGGCACGGGAGAACGGGUAAAAGAAUUCCUUAAUCACGGAAUGAUGAUGUUGAACAUAUCUAGCCUUACAGAACGACGUUCUAACGAACCAAAGAUAACAGAGAAAGACAAGGAAAAAUGUGAGAAGUUUGAGAAAAUAGAAGGAAAAGGAAAGAAAGUUCCUAGUCCGUUAGAAAAAACAAUGACCUAUCUUAAUGCCGACGAAGAAACAUCCGAUAGUGAAAGCUUAGCAAGUGUGGAAAUGUUAACUGAGGAUCAGAUUUCUUCGCUCAUGAUGGAACCUGACAUGAAUCAAGUAUGUCAAGAAAUUUUAGGGACACCUUUAGUUGAAGUAUGUCCAUUAUUACAACAAUUGCAACAACAACAAUAG
Messenger RNA from Heterotrigona itama, 2825 nucleotides. The record is from the annotation of a GenBank genome assembly. Lineage: Eukaryota; Metazoa; Arthropoda; Insecta; Hymenoptera; Apidae.